Molecule: messenger RNA, 1435 nt
Organism: Brassica napus (rape)
Lineage: Eukaryota; Viridiplantae; Streptophyta; Magnoliopsida; Brassicales; Brassicaceae
Product: double-stranded RNA-binding protein 5
Exons: 4
Coding region: 183-1337 (384 amino acids)
Molecular function (GO): double-stranded RNA binding
Source: RefSeq, a predicted model, not a curated record
AAAUGUCACUAUUACUGUUUUUUUCUUCCUCUAGCUUCCUUUUUAUUUAGAACCUUACCAUGUGAGCAAAGAGCUCAAAAGACCUCUGCAAAAAGUCUCUCUCUUCUAGUCAUACCUUUCAACACAAAGUAACCAAACCUUUGAUACCAAAAUUCAGCAGGAAGUUUACAGGGGAAAAAAACAUGUAUAAGAAUCAGCUGCAAGAGCUUGCACAGAGAAGCUGUUUCAGCUUACCAUCAUAUACUUGCAUAAGAGAAGGACCAGAUCAUGCUCCAAGAUUCAAAGCUUCUGUCAACUUCAACGGUGAGAUAUUUAAGAGUCCCACUUACUGUUCCACUCUCAGACAAGCUGAGCAUGCAGCUGCUGAAGUUUCACUAAAUGUCCUUUCCUCUAGAGUCCCUUCUAAAUCCUUGACUGCAAAGAUUCUUGAUGAGACAGGAAUUUACAAGAACUUGCUACAAGAGACAGCACAUAGAGCUGGUCUUGAUCUGCCAAUGUACACAAGUGUGAGAUCAGGAUCUUAUCACUUCCCAGCUUUCUCUUGCACUGUGGAGCUUGCUGGGAUGAGUUUCACUGGAGAAUCAGCAAAGACAAAGAAACAAGCUGAGAAAAACGCAGCCAUUGCAGCUUGGUCCUCUUUGAAAAAAAUGGCAAGCUUGGAUUCUAUGGGAGGAAAGGAAAAUGGGGAAGAGAAGGAACAAGAAGUAGUAGCAAGAGUACUUUCAAGAUUUAAACCCAAAGAAGUGAGAAGAAGAGAGACCACAAACCAAUGGAGAAGAAGAACAAGUCAACAAGAUACAAACAAGGACUUGUCUGAGAGAUUGAGAUGGAUCAAUCUAUUAACCUAUGAACCUUCAAAAAGCCAGGCUUCAAGAACAAACCUUUCAACAAUUCAAAGGGAUGUUUUAGCAAAAAAAAAAAAACAAUUCAAAGGGAUAUCAUUACAAGAAGCUAAGGAAGAGACAGAGAUGAUGAUCACCACAAAGUCGUUUCCUUUGCCAGUGGCUGCUCAUCAUAAAGCCAAACUCAACGAAUCAUCGAGCGGCGGAUGUAGUAACCAAAUUCCAUUUUCCGACAGAGGCAGGUUCAGUUUCGUCGGAGGUUGUAAUAGGCUAGCUCCAGCGGUUCAGAUCAGAUCAGUGAUUCCAGUUUUCGCAGCUCCGGCAUCAAAACCAAAUCCUAGUCCUAGCACAUCAUCAUCAUCAUCAUCAUCAUCAUCAUCAUCAUCAUCAUCAUCAUCAUCUAUAAACUCUUGCUCUGUUCCAAAGACGCCGGGAUUGGGAGGUCAAGAGAAGAAUCUAACCCAAACGAAAAAAGUGGAUCAAACCCAUGAUUAGUUAGGUGAAUUUGGAUAAAGGGUUAAUCUCGAAUUAAAUCAUAUGUUAAGUUGUUGUUGUUUGAUUAGAUAAUAAUAAUAUGAUUGUGUUCUUGUUUU